CUUAGUUAAUAGCGAUUAAAAACCAACUAAAACAAAUGCUCCCCUUGGCCAUAAACGAGAAGUCAACUCUUUAAUCCAGAAAACAAAGCAAAUAUACUCGGUCACAGAUAGAAAAACAGAACAAGAAGGUAGCAAACUUAAUCUUCUCGACAAAACACCACCAACACACCACUAAACAAACCCAGCAAGAACCAAUCAAACUACACCAGUAAGAUUAAGAACAGAUUCUACAACUCGGCGAAAUCAAAACAGAAACCAGAGAGACACAAAUUCAGCCUUAGACUCGGACAAACAACAGUGCUUGACUCGCUACAGGAAUCGACGCCAACUCAGUAACACAGGGCAGACUCGGCUGAUCGACUCAGUAUAAAACCCAGAUUCGGUGUGCAACUAAACUCGACAUAGAAAACUCGGACAAACAAAACCAAGAAAUCGAAGCAAGAGAAAGCAACAGACUCAAUGACUCGCUGCAACUCGGCGAGAGCAAACAAAGAAAACAGAAUCCAACUCCUAAACCAACUCAGCACAAGGUCUGAACUCGGACGCCUAACACAGAACCCAGCUCAGAACUCGGGUUGGUGACUCGGACACGACUCAGUGCAGUACAUGAAACAACGACUCAAAUCAACCAAGUAUACCCAGCAGACAUAACGAACUCGCGACUCAGGAACAAAGAACAGAACAGUAGCAAGCUCGGGACUCGGCAGCAAAAUGAAAAUGCAGCAGAAAUCAACAAGAAAAACGCAUAAAAUUAAACAUAAACACGCCUGACUCGGAAAUGACUCAGUUCGAAAUUAGAAAUACAAAACUCGAAGAUAACGCAGCAAAAACAAAGACAAACAGCAGUCGAAACAAACAUAGUAAGAGAGGCUAACGAAAUCAGUGCUGUAGGGAAUUUUUUAUCAAAAAAGGAAAACAAACAGGGGGUUGGUUUUAUGACAUAAAGAACAGGGGAGGUGUGCUUUUUUUAUGUUUUGUUAAAACAAAAGAAACAGAGUAAACCGAGGCUGUGAAAACGAGGGUUGUAAAUCUGAUUUUUAAUUUUUAUUAAAAUUACUACUUAGUGAUUUAAACAAUAAAUGCAAGAAUAAGAAAAUUUGGGGUUCUAAAUCCAAACCCUAACACAAAUUGAUUUCGUGCUAGGACUUAGUGACUAUUUCAAAAGAUCACAAAUCUAUACUAAUCACAAGCUCAAUGAUUUUUUAUUUCCCAAAAGCUUAAAAGCAUGUGGUGGUACUUUAGAAGAGUCAUUCAACUUGAAGAAUAUAAAUUAAAAACACAAUACAAGAUUAAGCUAAAAGAGAUUUGCAUAGAAAUUAAAAAGUGUAUACAAGCUUGGAAAGGAAAUUGGGGCUAGCAAAAUAUAAAUCUAUCUAAGAUACUAACUAUAGAAAUGACUAGGUAGAAAAGAGGUAGGUUGCUAGAUUGGUGAUUACAAGUAAAAGGAAAGGGGUAUUUAUAACUAAAGAAUUAGGGUUUAGGGGUAGGGUGGCUCAAUCUUGACCAUCCAUGUGCCUUGUGUGUUGGGAAGAUUGUGGCCCUCCAAGUGUCCCUUACUUGCCAAUUCUUUUUUUCUUUUUUUCUUUUCCUUUUCUUUUUUUUUUCUUGCAUUUUCUCUUCUUUCUUUAUUUAUCUACAAUUUCCUGAAAUAAAAUAAAUAAGAGAUUAAUACUACGAAAAUAAACAAAAAAUAGGCACUUAAAUAUGCGAAAAUAUGGACUAAUCAAGCCGUCAAAAGAAUCUUUAGAUAUCUUAAGGGUACACCUGGAUUAGGUAUUUGGUACCCUAAGAAUACUGGUUUUGACUUAACCGGCUAUACAGAUUCUGAUUAUGCAGGAUGCAGGAUUGAUAGGAAGAGUACGUCUGGAAGCUGUCAAUUUCUAGGACGUCGGUUGGUUUCCUGGUAUAGCAAGAAGCAGCACUCUGUGUCUACUUCUACUGCUGAAGCUGAGUAUAUAGCUGCUGGAAGCUGCUGUGCUCAGAUCUUGUGGAUCAAGAAUCAACUGAAUGAUUAUGGUGUUGUAGUAAACAAAAUUCUUAUAUUUUGUGAUAAUACAAGUGCCAUAGCCAUUUCCAACAAUCCGGUUCAACAUUCAAGAACCAAGCACAUUGAUAUCAGGUGAAAGUAGGAGGCCAGGCAAGGAACCCCUAGAAGCAUCUAUACAAGAGCUCAGUAAGCUUAGUCCAGUGACACCCGAGAAUGGCACGAUUCAAGCAGACCGCCCGUAAGUCCACCUCAGGAUCAGGGAUUGCGUACCGCCGUAUGAUGGAGCAGGCAUCGUCUUCGUCUAGUCACGGAUUCCCGGCUACUGUUCCGUUCCCGCUUUACGAGCAGAUGGUGAGGCUUACUAACCGACUCGAGGGCCAGAACACGAUUCUCCAGCACCGGAUUGACCAGCUGUACCGUGAGGACUUUGAUGAUGAGGGCAACCGUCCCCGUUUGAUUGCUAGGGUCGAGGAGAUCAUUCGUAUGGCUGAGGACCGCUUGGCAGCUAUUCCACCCUACCACGAGUGUGAGAGUCGCAUCACUUUGACCGCCAUUACUGACGAGCUCCGCCAUGUGAUUAGCAGUCUUCGUGAGCCCGUUGCCAGUCCACCAGCUUCACCAGCAUCAUCAUCAUCCACCUAGACUAUCUCUUAGUCUAUUUAUUUCUGUUAUCGUGUUAUCCGUACUUUGACUUUUAUUCGUACUUGUACCCCGGAUUGUUUCGGGAAGACUUAUUCGCAUUUUACUUUUUGUUGGUACUUCGACUUGCACUUUAUUUCGGCUUAAUGUUUAACAUUCGCAUUUUGAUUA
Daucus carota subsp. sativus is the source of this 2797-nucleotide messenger RNA. RefSeq lists its product as uncharacterized. The coding region runs from base 2201 to 2629 and encodes 142 amino acids. The record is from RefSeq and is a predicted model, not a curated record. NCBI's taxonomy places the organism in Eukaryota, Viridiplantae, Streptophyta, Magnoliopsida, Apiales, Apiaceae. The transcript has 4 exons.